UGUGCGUGGAGCGUUAGUCUCUGCAUUUAUAAGCAAGUGACCUCCUUCAUGCGCACCAGUUUGUUGCUGCUUGAAAACAGGCGCGUGGAAUCCUAAAAUAUGAGACUCUUGGUGUUGACGUGCUUACUGGCGGUCUGCCUGGCCCAGAAGCCUCACCCGUGCUCAAGUCCUCCUCUUAUGAGUGGAGCCCUGAGUGUGUCCACACAGAAUGAGAAGCUGUGGGCUUACGGCCAAUAUCUGUAUGAUUUACUGGGAGAGCGGGUACGGAUCAGCGAGCUGGGCACCUUUCAGAAUAAGACCUUCACCUAUGACGUUCUUAUGCUCUUCAGACAGGCUACCAUGUAUGAAAUUAACGAACAUGAUCGUACAUGCAAGAAAAAGGCUCUGAAAGAUGACUUCCAGCCUUGGGCAGUCCCAAAAGAUGCAUCUCUGCUGGGCCAGGUUAUUUUGGGCAGCUCAUCUGCACCGGGAGAAGGACUCCUGGUCAACACUUGGAUGGGAGAUUUGCCCCAAAAAGCAGGAAAGUACAUCAGCACAGUCACUGAAUUUGGAUGCAUUCCUGUCAGCACAGCGUACAACACUGAUCAGUUUGGAUGGAUGAUGACAAGCUUCUUCAACAACGUGAUUGGGAUUUCGGACCCCGGUCGGCUCAACCCUCCAGACUUUUGCACGGGUGCAGAGGUGAAGGCUGAAGACGAGCCAGUAGACUUUCUCAGCUUGUUUCACAGCAUUAACUGAUGGGCUCCUUUAAAUAAUGUCUGGUACCUUGUUAACCCCCAAGAGCAUUAUUUCCUCUUUCCAGUAUCCAGAUAUUAAAGCCAAUUGUUUGUCAAACAUUUAAAAGGUGAUACAAUGUUGUGUUUUCAGUUUACCAAUAAAAAUACAAGAAUACAAAAAA
Messenger RNA from Larimichthys crocea (large yellow croaker), 898 nucleotides. Its product is annotated as ependymin-2. The record is from RefSeq and is a predicted model, not a curated record. NCBI's taxonomy places the organism in Eukaryota, Metazoa, Chordata, Actinopteri, Sciaenidae. Gene Ontology annotation, cellular component: extracellular region; lysosome. The transcript has 6 exons. Gene Ontology annotation, molecular function: calcium ion binding. The coding region runs from base 100 to 738 and encodes 212 amino acids. Gene Ontology annotation, biological process: cell-matrix adhesion.